Messenger RNA from Astrephomene gubernaculifera, 339 nucleotides. NCBI's taxonomy places the organism in Eukaryota, Viridiplantae, Chlorophyta, Chlorophyceae, Chlamydomonadales, Astrephomenaceae. The record is from the annotation of a GenBank genome assembly.
CGUGCGGGUGCUUGAGCCGCUGGCAGCGGGAGGGGGACUGGCGGCGGAGUGGAGGGCACCAGAGCCCCUCUCCCUGGCAGUUCACAACGGCGGCCGCAUCCUCGCCGUCGCCAGCCGCUCCCGCCUCACCCUGCUUGCCGUACAGCCACACACCGGUGCCGUACAACAGCUGUCGUACAUUCAACUCUCCGCACAGCUCUCGGCACUGACACUGUGCAGCCUGCCGCCGCACCUAAUCCCGCCUCCGUCAUCUUCACCUUCACCUUCCUCGUUAACGUCAUCGUCAGCUGAAGCAGCAGCGGCGGCGGCGGUAGCGGGAGAAGUUGGAGAGCCGGCGGC